This is a messenger RNA of Uloborus diversus, 471 nucleotides long. RefSeq lists its product as uncharacterized. Lineage: Eukaryota; Metazoa; Arthropoda; Arachnida; Araneae; Uloboridae. The transcript is spliced from 2 exons. The record is from RefSeq and is a predicted model, not a curated record. The coding region runs from base 1 to 471 and encodes 156 amino acids.
AUGAACACAGUCAAUUUCAUACAGUCCACUCCUGGGGACAAACUCUUAAUUUUCGACAAUUAUUUGUACAGGAUCAACAAAAAGAACAACGGGAGGACUUUUUGGAAAUGUACUUUAAAGAAUUACUGCAAAGCGAGAAUAACGCUGAAGAACGAUGUAACUGAAAAAAUCCAAGGCAGCCAUGAUCACCCGCCAGAUGAAGGGAAAAAUUUGCGAAAGGAAUUUUAUCACCAACUAAAAAAGAAAAGCAGAGAAGAAGCCAGUGUCCCGGUGAACAAGAUAUACAGAGAAGAACUAGCAAAAUUUGCUACUUCAUUAGAAGUAGCAUCUAAUUUACCAGAUAUAAGAAUAGCAGAAAAAGCUAUGUAUAGAGCCAGAGCUCUGACAAAGCCAUUAAUACCAAAGUCAUUAAGUGACAUUAACUUAACAGAUGACUGGAUAAAGACAAAAGCUGGAGAUAAUUUUUGCUAA